Messenger RNA from Sclerotinia borealis F-4128, 756 nucleotides. Lineage: Eukaryota; Fungi; Ascomycota; Leotiomycetes; Helotiales; Sclerotiniaceae. The record is from the annotation of a GenBank genome assembly.
AUGGCGUAUCAUUCCCAUGCUGGGCCAUCAAACCCGAAUCUUCGACCUCCCCCUCCGCAAUUUCAGCAAGGAUCCGCAGGUUACGGUAAUCCUCCCGAUGGAGACGAAGCUCAGGAACCCGGUGGCUUUGAUACCCUCAACUGGUAUCGACAUUACAUGCUGUGCCAUGAAUACUUUCUCGACAGAGCUCAACAUGAUUACUAUGUUCAAGCCGUAGCAGCCUUUAUAAACAUACAACUUCCGUUCCAAAGACAGCCAUACCCAGUCAAUCGAGCCUCAGCCUCGUGGUCUUUGAAGAAUCUGACCGAUCGUCCCCAGGAGCAAGAUCACCCCCCCGGUUAUCCACAGCCGGUUUCCCUAAUCCCGUAUAUAAAACGAUUGAUUGUUACUGGUCAUGAUGAUCAUCGGAUUCUGGGAACGUGGUUCGGGUCAGAUUGGAUUCAAGGAAUAGGUACCAUCCACGAGAUGGAGCGACGCAAUUAUCUUUUCGCAUCGAAGAGUAAAGAAUGGCUCGACGUAAAGAAAUACUACGAUGAUUCGCCAGCAGCGGAACAGUCAGUGCCUUAUAUGAUCCCUCUUCCGCAAGUCAAAGAGGUCGAACUUCAUCAUGCAGAUGAAGCCUGGAGUAGUUGGAUGGCCAUGCAAGACUGGGUAAUUGGUCCCAGGGCCCCGGAAGGUCUGUUGCCGCCACCACGUUUACGCUCGCCGCACUACAACUCGCCACGGAUCAAGAGGGAGAGUGAUUUAGAUGAUUGA